Molecule: messenger RNA, 10712 nt
Organism: Vicugna pacos (alpaca)
Lineage: Eukaryota; Metazoa; Chordata; Mammalia; Artiodactyla; Camelidae
Source: RefSeq, a predicted model, not a curated record
UCACCCACGCUGCGCCAGCACUUGUUUCUCCGAAGCCACCCGGCGUUAGCGCGCAGUGAGGGGAGGGGAGAAAAGGAAAGGGGAGGGGAGGGAGAAAGGAGGUGGGAAGGCGAGGAGGCCGGCCCGGCGGGGGCGGGACCCGACUCGCAAACUGUUGCAUUUGCUCUCCACCUCCCAGCGCCCCCUCCGAGAUCCCGGGGAGCCAGCGUAUUGCGAGAGCCGGAGGGUCCGGAGCAAGCCUGAAGGUAGAGAAGGCGACAGAAGGAAAGCGACCGAGCUAGCUGCUUCAGUGCGGGACAGGAGCCGAAGGGACGCACCGCGUCAACCUCAGCCGGCUCUGGCGACAGCCAACGCCUCUUGCAGCGCGGCGGCUUCGAAGCCGCCGCCCCGGAGCUGCCCUCUCCUCUUCGGUGAAGUUUUUAAAAGCUGCUACAGACUUGGAGGAAGCGAAGAAAGUGCCGGGUAGGACUGACGGCUGCCUUUGUCCUCCUCCCCUCCACCCGCCCCCCCCCAGGGUCUCCUCUCCUGCUGCUGCCUCCGCCCGCUCCUCUCUGACCCCUCACCCCACCCCCCACCCCCAGUCAACCCAGCGCGGCCAGCCCGAGUUUGCAGGAGGUAACUCCCUUUGGCUGGGAGCAGGCGAGCUAGCUGCACGUUGCGAAGACUGCUCUGGGGAGCCAGGAGACCGGGGAGCCACUUCAGCACCGCAGCCAGAAUCUGGCCGGUUAGGCGGUACGCAGGGCGAACCCCCAGGUUCCUCUCACUCCGUCUCCACCUCCCACUGCACGCCGCUCCCUACUCCCACCAGUUUGUGGGGCCAGAGAUCAAACGAUGAAAAGGCAGUCAGGACUUAAGUAGCAACCCCCGCCCCCCUCAAAAAAAUAGAAAAAGAAAACAAACAAACAAACAAACAAACAAACAAAAAGCAACAGACAAAACCCAAACCUAAACCCAAACAAAAACAACAAAACCCAAACAAAACAAAAAGAAAAUAACCUGGUUCUUAUUUGCACCUGCUUCAGUGGACACGGAAUUCUGAAGGCGGAGAGUUUUCCUCCUCCCCACUCCCCUGCAAGAUUUGAGCAUCUUUUGAACCUACCCUCCAAGUGUUCAGGAACAGAUUGUGAGCCUACCAAGGAAUAUCGUGUCCAGCGCAUGUUCCCUCUUCACGAGACUUUGAGGCUGUCAGAACGCUUUUGAGUGGUUAUUCCUGCAAGUUUCCUUUCCAGGAGCUUCCUGCAGGUGGGCAACUAGCUGCAGCGACUACGCAUCUCAGCCUGUUGAACUCUUCUCAGCAAGAGAAGGGGAGGCAAGAUAAAGGAAUUAGGUGGAAAAUUCAGCCAAGCUCAAGGAUGGAGGUGCAGUUAGGGCUGGGGAGGGUCUACCCUCGGCCGCCGUCCAAGACCUAUCGAGGAGCUUUCCAGAACCUGUUCCAGAGUGUGCGCGAAGUGAUCCAGAACCCGGGUCCCCGGCACCCUGAGGCCGCGAGCGCAGCACCUCCCGGCGCCGGUUUGCAGCAGCAGCAGCAGCAGCAGCAGCAGCAGGAGACCAGUCCCCGGCAGCGGCAGCAGCAGCAGCAGCAGGGUGAGGAUGGCUCUACACAAGUCCAGAGCAGAGGCCCCACGGGCUACCUGGCCCUGGACGAGGAACAGCAGCCUUCACAACAGCAGUCAGUCCCCGAGGGCCACCCGGAGAGCGGCUGCGUCCCAGGGCCGGGAGCUGCCUCGGCCACAGGCAAGGGGCUGCAGCAGCAACGGCCAGCACCUCCGGGCGACGAUGACUCAGCUGCCCCAUCCACGUUGUCCCUGCUGGGCCCCACUUUCCCGGGCUUAAGCAGCUGCUCCGCUGAUCUUAAAGACAUCCUGAGCGAGGCCGGCACCAUGCAACUUCUGCAGCAGCAGCAGCAGCAGCAGCAGCAGCAGCAGGAAUCGGUAUCCGAAGGCAGCAGCAGCGGGAGAGCGAGGGAGGCCACUGGGGCUCCCAUCUCCUCCAAGGACAGUUACCUAGGGGGUAGUUCAACCAUCUCGGACAGCGCCAAGGAGUUGUGUAAGGCAGUGUCGGUGUCCAUGGGCUUGGGUGUGGAGGCAUUGGAGCAUCUGAGUCCUGGGGAACAGCUUCGGGGGGAUUGCAUGUACGCCCCGCUCCUGGGAGUUCCGCCAGCUGUGCGUCCUACUCCUUGUGCCCCGUUGGCCGAAUGCAAAGGUUCUCUGCUGGGUGAUGGCCCAGGCAAGGGCACCGAAGAGAAUGCUGAGUAUGCCCCUUUCAAGGCAGGUUACACCAAAGGGCCGGACAGUGAGAGCCUGGGCUGCUCUGGCAGCAGCGAAGCAGGAGGCUCCGGAACGCUUGAGCUGCCAUCCACCUUGUCUCUCUACAAGUCUGGAGCACUGGACGAGGUAGCAGCUUAUCAGAGUCGCGACUACUACAACUUUCCGCUAGCCCUGGCCGGACCCCCGCCCCCUCCGCCACCUCCCCAUCCUCAUGCCCGCAUCAAGUUAGAGAACCCGCUGGACUAUGGCAGCGCCUGGGCGGCCGCGGCGGCGCAAUGCCGCUAUGGGGACCUGGCGAGCCUGCACGGCGGGGGUGCAGCAGGACCGGGCUCAGGCUCACCCUCAGCCGCCGCCUCCUCUUCCUGGCACACUCUCUUCACAGCCGAAGAAGGCCAGCUGUAUGGGCCCUGUGGCGGAGGUGGGGGUGGCAGCGCAGGCGAGGCAGGGACUAUAGCCCCGUAUGGCUACACUCGGCCACCUCAAGGGCUGGCGGGCCAAGAAGGCGACUUCCCCCCACCCGAUGUGUGGUAUUCCGGCGGCGUAGUGAGCAGAGUGCCCUAUCCAAGUCCAAGUUGUGUCAAAAGCGAGAUGGGCCCCUGGAUGGAGAGCUAUUCUGGACCUUAUGGGGACAUGCGUUUGGAGACUACCAGGGACCAUGUUCUGCCCAUCGACUAUUACUUUCCACCCCAGAAGACCUGCCUGAUUUGUGGAGAUGAAGCUUCUGGCUGUCACUAUGGAGCUCUCACUUGUGGAAGCUGCAAAGUCUUCUUUAAAAGAGCUGCUGAAGGAAAACAGAAGUACCUGUGUGCCAGCAGAAAUGAUUGCACCAUCGAUAAAUUCCGAAGGAAAAAUUGUCCAUCUUGUCGCCUCCGGAAAUGCUAUGAAGCAGGGAUGACUCUGGGAGCCCGGAAGCUGAAGAAACUUGGUAAUCUGAAACUACAGGAGGAAGGGGAGGCUUCCAGCGCCACCAGUCCCACUGAGGAGCCAAACCAGAAGCUGACAGUGUCACAUAUUGAAGGCUAUGAGUGUCAGCCCAUCUUUCUGAAUGUCCUGGAAGCCAUUGAGCCAGGCGUGGUAUGUGCUGGACAUGACAACAACCAGCCUGACUCCUUCGCAGCCUUACUCUCUAGCCUCAAUGAACUGGGUGAAAGACAGCUGGUACAUGUGGUCAAGUGGGCCAAGGCCUUGCCUGGCUUCCGCAACUUGCACGUGGAUGAUCAGAUGGCAGUCAUUCAGUACUCCUGGAUGGGGCUUAUGGUGUUUGCCAUGGGCUGGAGGUCCUUCACCAAUGUCAACUCCAGGAUGCUCUACUUCGCCCCUGACCUGGUUUUCAAUGAGUACCGCAUGCACAAGUCCCGGAUGUACAGCCAGUGUGUCCGAAUGAGGCACCUCUCUCAAGAAUUUGGAUGGCUCCAGAUCACCCCCCAGGAAUUUCUGUGCAUGAAGGCACUGCUUCUCUUCAGCAUUAUUCCAGUGGAUGGGCUGAAAAAUCAAAAAUUCUUUGAUGAACUUCGAAUGAACUACAUCAAGGAACUUGAUCGUAUCAUUGCAUGCAAGAGAAAAAAUCCCACAUCCUGCUCAAGGCGCUUCUACCAGCUCACCAAGCUCCUGGACUCUGUGCAGCCUAUUGCACGAGAGCUACAUCAGUUCACUUUUGACCUGCUAAUCAAGUCCCACAUGGUGAGCGUGGACUUUCCAGAAAUGAUGGCAGAGAUCAUCUCUGUGCAAGUGCCCAAGAUCCUUUCCGGGAAAGUCAAGCCCAUCUAUUUUCACACACAGUGAAGCUUUGGAAGCCUUCAUUUUGUCACCCCAUCCCACUUCUUUUUUCAGAUAUCUUCUGCCUGUUUUAACUCUGCACUACUUCUCUGCAGUGCCUUGGGGAAUUUCCUCUAUUGAUGUACAGUCUGUCAUGAAGAUGUUCCUAAGUCCUCUUUGCUGGGCUUUUUUUCUCUUUCCUCCUUUCUUUUCUUUCCCUCUAUAUCUGACUCUUCCAUGGCACUUUCAGACUUUGCUCCCUGCCGUGGCUCUUAUCUGUGUUUUGAAUGCUGUUGUACUUCUUUAAAUCUGUGACGAUCCUCCUGUGGCGCGGUGUCAAGUUGUGCUUGUUUAUAGCACCGCGCUGUGUGCCAGCCACACAAACAUUUACUCACCUCAUGCCACGUGAAGUUUAGAGAGCUAAGAGCAUCUGGGAAAACACAACAAACAAACAAACACAAACCCAACUUGCUUGGACUUUUCCCUCUUAAAAAAUAUGAAAACAAACAGAAAUCCCCAAAGAGGCCAACAGUAACUAGAAUAAGGUGAAAAUUGCAAGCCUGUGGGGAGUCACUGCUCUUUUUCCCAAAACUCUCUCUCCCUGGGAGACUUUAUUUUCUGCCAAUGGCUAUUGCCUUUAAAGGGCAGGGUGACCCUACAGCCGAGGUGGGGGGGCAGAUUUAAGAGAGGACAGAAAGGACAGAUGGAUCACCAGUACCUGCCCACAGCCUUGGCCCCUGAGGGCGAGACUGCUCAACCGCAGUGUAAUUCAUGGUACUGAAAAAUGUGCUUCUUGUUUGAAAACUUGUCUGUACGUGAAUGCCCCCCCCAACUCCUUUUCUCUCUCAUCCUCUGCCUCCACCCUCAAAUUGACUUUCAAUAGCUUUUCUAAGAACUUUGAAAUUAAUGUUCUCUUUAGCCAAAACUUGGCCACUUCCACUGAAGAAUCAGAUCAGCGAGAAAGAGAGGAGAGAUCUGACCUUUUGGAAGGCCCCAUUUCACUCCAGGUUGGCUUUCCCAUUUGUGGCCCAGGGAGAAGCUUGGGCUGGAGUCAGAGGAAAAGGAAGUAGUGGCUUGACUGUUCUCUGCCUAGGACACUGAAGAUUUGAUCCCUCUUUGCCACUACCUUUAAAAGACUUGAAAGGUUUCCACCUGACUCCACGUAGCUGCAAGCACCAUCCACCCUCCCUUCAGUGUCUCAUGGGCCUGAACUUCACCAGACUGCAUUAUAGCCGAGGUGGUGAAGCUUGUCCACUUCUUUGGGCAUGUUCCCAGACUCUCUGCUAAGAACCCCCACCACCAAGAAGGCUAGCUGCAAGCCAGCAGUCUUGAUAUCUUUCUCUAGAUGCCGGUGGGCUCAAAGACUUCUUACCAAAUGUUUCUCAUCAACUAUCAGAUCUCUGGAGCCCUUAGACAAACUGGAAAGGAGGCGUCUAUAGGAUUGGACAAGCUGGGCGUCUUGCCCUUUGUCCCCCCGAGAUGACACCUUCCCACCAAGUAGAGAAACGUCCACUUCCUCCUUCAGAGCAGCUAAAGGGGCUACCCAGAACAGGGUUGAAGAGAAAACUCAAUUAUCCAGAUGGGAAGACUAAAGGCACUAAAACCAGAAACACUGUAAUUGCUCUCCUUGCCAGGCAGCAUAUCCACCUGCAGACGUCAUGGGAAGAAGAGAGAAGUAACCAAAAGGAGACUGACUACUAAAUCAAAAGUCUUCAGUAGCAAAGUUUAAAGCCAGAUGGACACCAUCUGGUGAGUUUACUCACCAUCCUACUCUGCUGCUGAUUCUAGGCUCUGACAUUGGCCAUAUUCACUCAGACUCCCCACUUUUAUAGCUGCCUCUCAAUCAGAGGAAGUUGAAACAUUGAGACUACAGAACCAUGGCCUCCUUUGGAAAGGUCUGGUUGGUGUGGCUCCAAUGAGCUGCCACUCGUGGACUCUGGGUGUGUUCCUGGGACACUAGUUUCAUAUAGUCCUUUGGCACACUUCUGUUCUGUUGAUUUUGUCCCCUAAUCAUGAGUAUAGGGGAAUGUCCACCUACUUUCUCAUCUUGGCCACUGCCUUCUCACUUAGCUCUUAAAUUCAUCUGCUAAACUCAAGAAAUUAGGAGCCAGUCACCAAGCUGCCCAUUUCAGUUGAUUCACUCUACUUGUUGAGAAGACAGUUUUUGAGUGACAUGAUAUGAUCUACAUGGGUUUCCUCCCCUGAUUUCUAUUGAUAUUAAUCGCCAAAUGAACUUGCAAAACAGCUUCUUUAAAUAACAAGGGAGAGGGGAACCUAAGAUGGAUGAGAUACCAAUCCAAGACUGCUGUACAAAACUAAAACUGACAGGUUAUCUUUCUGGGGUAGGAUAGACAAAUCCUGGUUUUCUUUAUUAUGACACCAUUUGGCUUAUGUAAGCUCACAGGAUCACUUUUAGCUGUUUUAAACAAACGAACAAACAAAACCAACAAAACAACAACAACAACAACAAAAACCACCAGUCUUUUCAUUUAAACUAGAUUACAUUUUUACAUCUGUUUUGAAAUGAUUUUCCUCUGUUGUGGUACCUGGAUUCGAUUAUAUCAUUCUAAUACUUCUCUUUGUAAAUACUAGAUGAUCUCCUUUCCAUUUCUCUGGCUAUCAGAUUUUUCACCUUUAUGGAUUUACCAAUUUUGACUCUUGUCUUUAUGAAUAUAUGUUUCUCAUUUCUGAAAGCCAAAAAUCAGUGAAACAGCAGUGUAAUUAAAAGCAGCAACAACUGGAUUAUUCCGAAUCUCUAAAUGGCAAGACGAGGGAAAAAUGGCUUAAGCAAGCACUUAAGCCUACUGUUUUUGCACUGUUAUUCUAUAAGCAAAGGAGAUUUUAGCUUGGCUUUGUCUCCCACAGAUGAAAGGGGAAUUUUUUUUUUUGGCCAUUGAUGUUCCAGCCAGUGUAAUUGACAGAAGUCUCAUUCUGCAUGCACUCUGCUCUACAAACAGAGUUGAUGUGGUUGGUACACUGUGUUCACCCGUGAAGGAUCAGCUGCCCACACUCACUCACCUGGUGAGCUUGAAGAUGAGAAUCACUCACCAGGCAAGUCAUGGGGACUACUUCCAAAGAGUUUGCAGUGUUCAAUGGGGAUGGAGAGUGAGGAACUGAAAAAGAAGGAGCACCAGGGAGAAAAUCCUGUCUUUACUGGGCAGCAGACAGCUGCCAGGUUCACAAACUCUGGUCAAAGAAGAGUCGUGUGGCAGUUUCAGCUCUUGUUCAUUGGGCAGCUUGCCCAGGCCUGGCCUCUGAGUUGAAAUGGGGGUUGGGUUCUUUGUUCCAUAGCUUUUCUAUGCCACAGACAGUAUCUUUGUUCUUGGAGAGUUCAUUAUUUUUUUAAUGAGAAAGGAAUUUUUUGAAGGAUUCUGUCAUAUAUCUUUGAAAAAGAAAAUCAGUACUACAUGUAUUUUUAUAUAUGUUCACUGGCACUAAAAAAAAAAAAGAAAAAAGAGCUUCACUCUGUUCUUUGGGUAGUUGCUGAGGUGAUUGUCCAGUCUGAGAAAUAAUGUGCUGAUGCUAGAGUCCUUCUCUGUCCAUAUUCUACUUCUAAAUGCAUAUAUGCAUAUAUAGCAAGAAGUAUUUGUACUAUAUGAGAAAAUAGGUCCACCAUCCACAUGAUACUAACACUACACAAAUGACCUAACUUUAAGCAUCAAGUAGCUUCUAACUGUUUGCUUCGUUAGGCACAGCACAGACAUGGCCUUGCCCUCUUUUCUCCCUUGAUAUUUGGCAUGGCCCAAAGGCCAAAGCCACUCCCUCUACCCGUUUCCAGCCUUGUGCGAGGGUUACACUUCAUAAGACUCUCUUCAGACAGCCCAGUAACUAUCCAUGCAUGGUUCCCUGCAUGGCCCUGGGAAAACAAGAAGUUGACUACUAAUUAUCCUAUGCCAGUUGCUCAGGUGAGAGAGCACUGGGCCAAGGGAGUGGCCUUCAUGCUCAACCACCUGUAGGGGGGUCACAGGAACCAGGAAUGCUAAAACACAGGAUCAAAUCCUAAAUAUAAAGUCAAAAUAAGUAAUUUAUCAUGUGCAAUUUCUUGUAAAGGGAAGUUUCUACCCCUAUUGCAUUUUAUAGGCAGGUCUGUUCUCACCACUAAUCUCUUUCAAAAAUCUUUGAAAGCAGUUAAAAAAAAGACAGAAAUGAAAGCAUCACAUUAUGUAACCAAAGAUUGCACUGUAUCUGCUAAGAUACCAAAAUUUUUAGGGCAUGGAGGGAGCAAGCAUUAGUGCCUCUUUGGUAAGCUGUCCAAAGACAGACUAAAGGACUUUGCUGGUGACUGAUUUAUAAGAGUUUUGUGGGUUCCCUCACAUACAAUAUACACGUUUAGAAAGGUGGAAGAUAACUUUGAAAAAAAUGGGAUUAUGGGUCCUUCACUAAGUGAUUUUUAUAAACAGAGCUAACUUUCCUUUUCUCUAGUAGUUGCUGAGCAAAUUCUUAAAGCUCCAUCAUUGCAUGGUUGGAAAUGGAGCUGUCUUGGUCACUGUGUUUGCUAGUGCCAAUGUUAGCUUAUCUGAAGAUGUGAAGCCCCUUGCUGAUAAGGGGAGCAUUUAAAGGAAUAGAUUUUGCACUAGAGGGACAGCAGGCAGAAAUCCUCAUUUCUGCCCACUCUGAAUGGCACAAAAUAAAGUUCUCUGCGGUUUAAGGCAGAAGGUUGAAAUAUAUUGUAAAUGAGUAUUUGUAUCCAUGUUUCAAAAUUGAAUUAUAUAUAUAUAGAUAUAAUGUGUUCUGAUAGCUUUACCUUUCUCUGCACCUUUAUAUUUGGUUCCAGGUCAUAAUUGAUACCAUGUACUUGUGAGAGAGGCUACAGCUACAUUUUGGAAGCUCUCUCAGAGUGUAAAAGACACCUGGGAUGAUCGAACAACUGAGAUAUCUCUGCUCCUAUUGGGGUCUGACCCACAGGCCUUGCCAAGGAGCAGAGGAGGGAAAAGGGUAGGGUACAUGAUGUAUUGCACUUUACUAGCCCAAGACAGAUGAAUGUGUAAAGGGUGGUGGAGUCUCAUUGGAACCAACUGGGAUUUGGGUAGGGAAGGCCCAGACGUCCACCUAAAUGAUCAGCCAGUGGCCCUCUAACGGGACCUGAGCGGUUGCAAGAAGGAAGGAUAUUCUUUGUUCUUCACCAUCCUUGUGAGAAAAGGGCAGUUUCCUGCACUUGGGAACCUGGAGCAAGUGCUCCAUUUCAAACAAUUCAUUCACCUACGAUUGAGGUGCUUUUGCUACUGGGUGUCUAUGUGCUCUAAUUCUGGUUUUUGAUAUGUUCUAUAAAGAUUUUGACAAUGAAAAUUUGUUUUUCUCUGUUAAAAAUUAUCAAUGUACUAGAAGUAGUAUCUGUAGGUACAGGUCCAUCUCUGCCCACAGGUAGGGGUGUUUUUCUUCAAUUAAGAGAUUGACACUGGGGUCUGUUGCUCAGAGCCUCCCAACACUUAACCAUCUCUAGGUGAAGGCAGAAAAAUCCACAUUAGUCACUCUUCAUACACUUUAGCUGAGGUAACAAACCAUUUGGAAUAUUCCCACCCCCAAAAUAAGUGGUAAAUAUUUUCAUUUAGCAGGUAGAGUCUUACAGGGAAAAAUAGCCCUUGACUCAGCUUUGAUUUCUCCCCAUUAGAUUUGUCCAGAACAUAGGUAAUAUGCAUUGAUUAGUUUCCAAUCCCAAUUCAGUAUAGCAGGGGUGUGGUUCCUUUCCUUAUCUCACUUGUCUCUUAGCUUUUUAUGGAAUUAAAUGAGAAGCUAUGAUCUGAGUGGCCCUUGUGGCCUGAAACAGUUCCCACAUUCACGAUUCAACAAGGCUGUCAUAUAGCGACAGAUUCCAUUAGUCACCAAAAACUGGAACACACACAUGCCCCAAGGAAAGAAAAUUCUGAAAUGCUGCUGCUUAUUUGGUGGUGCCCUCCUGGGCUAAUGCUUCACAUUUUGGGACUCUGUUCCCUGCACAGCAGACAGGCCAGGCCUGCAGUCUCUCCCAACCUUAGCCCUUGGUGCUAACUGUCCUGCAGUGAAGUGCCUAUAGGGUUGCCCUAUCUCAUAAGUCACUCAGGUGCUGAGAGUAGCCACCAUUGGGAUGACCAAAACUAAAAAAAAAAAAUAGUCCCUUCACCAUUCAGUGACACCUUUCUGCUUUCCCCUAGACUGGAACAUUUAUUAGGGAGUGCCUCAGACAUGACAUUCUCUCACUGUCCUUGAGAUUAAUUUGGCAGUAGGAAGCAGCAGACUAUGUCACCGGAUGUAAGAAUUAAUUUUUAUGUUAAGGGAAAAAAUGUUAAUAGAAAGCAUCACAUAAAGUUUUUUUUAAAGAAACUUUAAUUUUGCUUGAAACUUCUUUCGAUGGGGCUUCAGUUCUCAUAGAGGCACUUGGCCUCCACUGGGCAGCAGGACCAGCCCCAAGCGCUAGUGUUCUAUUCUCUUUUUGUAAUCUUGGAAUCUUUUGUUGCUCUAAAUACAAUUAAAAAUGGCAGAAACUUGUUUGUUGGAAUACAUGUGUGACUCUGGGUUUGUCUCCGUCUCUGCUUUCAGAAAUGUCAUCCAUUGUGUAAAAUACUGCUUUGCUGGUCUGCCAGCUAAAACUUGGCCACAGCCCCUGUUGUGACUGCAGGCUCAAGUUAUUGUUAACAAAGAGACCAGAGAAAAGCUGCUAAUGUCCUCUUAUCACCAUUGUUAAUUUGUUAAAACAUAAAACAAUCUAAAAUUUCA